Rosa rugosa (rugosa rose) is the source of this 3238-nucleotide messenger RNA. RefSeq names its product disease resistance protein At4g27190-like. NCBI's taxonomy places the organism in Eukaryota, Viridiplantae, Streptophyta, Magnoliopsida, Rosales, Rosaceae. The transcript has 5 exons. The coding region runs from base 38 to 3238 and encodes 1066 amino acids. Gene Ontology annotation, molecular function: ADP binding. The record is from RefSeq and is a predicted model, not a curated record.
GAAAAUAUCUCAAAUCCUCUGAACCUUUAUAACAGACAUGGAUUUUCUUGUUGCAAUCGGUACUGGAAUUGUUGGAAAGAUUGCUGAGUUCACAGUUGCUCCAGUUUUACGCCAAGUGGGUUAUGUAAUCUACUACAACAAGAACCUCAAAAAACUAGAGAGUCAAGUAGAUGAGUUGGGUGCUGCCAGUGAAAGCAUGAAGCGUGCUGUUGAAACAGAGGAAAGAAAAGGUAGAGAAAUUAAAGCAGAUGUCCAGAACUGGCUGACUAAAGUGGAUGAGAUGACUAAAGAAGCAAACGAUUUCUUGGAAGAUAAACAGCAUGCAGAGACUAGAUGUCUCCGUGGCUUUUGUCCUAAUCUAAAGCUUCGCCAUCAUCGCAGCAGGAAAACAACAAAAUUGGUUCAAGAAGUUGCUGACCUCUGUGGGAAAAAGGAUUUUGGCGAUAUUGCAUACGAUGUCAAACCAGAGGAGGUGUGCAGCAUACCUGCUAAAGAUUACCAAGCCUUUGAUUCAAGGACUUCAGUUGCGAAGGAAAUCAUGAAUGAACUGAGACAAUCUAAUACCCACAUGAUUGGGGUGUACGGUAUUGGGGGUGUGGGAAAGACAACACUUGCUAAAGAAGUUUAUCGGCAAGCUACAGAAGAUAAAACGUUAUUUGAUGAUGUUGUUAUAGUACAAGAUGUAAAAAAGAGUCCAGAUUUGGAAGGAAUUCAAAAAAGAAUUGCUGAAAAGUUGGGAAUGGAAUUUCUCGGAGAUGAGACUAUAGACAGAAGAUCUAGUCGUCUUUUUCAUAGGAUAAAAGACAACAAAGUUCUGGUAAUUUUGGAUGACAUAAAGGAAAAAAUUGAUUUGGAGAAUGUGGGAGUUCCACGUGUGUCGAAUUGUAAAGUAUUGUUAACAUCUAGAACCAGAGAAGUAUUAUCGGGUGAGAUGCGUACACAAAAGGAGUUUCAACUUGACCUUUUAGAUGCAGAAGAAAACUGGAGUUUAUUUGAGAAGAUGGCAGGUGAUGUUGUUCAAAAUCCUGCCAUACGAGAAGUAGCAACAGAAGUGGCCAAAAAGUGCGGAGGCUUGCCGGUUUUAGUGGUAACAGUUGCAAGCGCCCUGAAGAAUAGAAGUAAGGUACAAGAUGCCUUGCGACGCUUAAACAAAUUUGAGAAAGAAGGAUUCACGAAAAAAGCAUACUUGGCUCUGGAGUGGAGUUACGAGCAAUUGGACGAUAAGGAACUUAAGCCAUUGUUCUUGUUAUCUGGAAUUAUGAGAGAUUACUCUAUGAAUCUUCUUGACUUGCUGAAAUACAGUAUGGGCUUAGGUUUGAUUAAAAACGUGGAUACGGUGGAAGAAGCACAAAAUGCACUGCAUUCACUGGUUGAAAAACUUAAAGAUUCUUGUCUAUUGCUAGAGGACAGUGAUAAUAAUAAAUAUUUUAGAAUGCAUGAUCUUGUUCAUGAAGUUGUAAACCGGAUUGCCUUGAGAGAGCAACAUGUCUUCAAAGUUACUAUUGGAGAUGAGUUCAAAGAAUGGCCAGCUAAGGAUUUUUGUAAAAAGAGCACUAUGAUCAUUCUUGUUAACUGCAAUAUUCCCCGUCUUCCUGAAGGUUUGGAAUACCCAGAACUGAAAAUGUUUACCUUUUGUGGUAGCGAUUUUGAUCACUGCUUGGAAAUUCCCAGAAACUUUUUUGAAGGGAUGAAGAAACUCAAAGUGUUGGACUUCACUAAUUUGAGUAUCCCAACACUACCUCCAUCUCUCCAAUUCCUAAAAAGUCUUCAGACAUUGUGUUUGGAUGUCUGCACCUUGGGAGACCUAGCUUUAGUUGGAGAGCUAAGAAACUUAGAAAUGCUUAGCUUUUUACAAUCCAAGUUUAGAAAGUUGCCCGAAGAAAUAGGGCAGUUGACACGUCUGCGAUUGUUGGAUUUGAAAGGUUGCUCUCAACUCGAAGUGAUUUCACCUAAUGUUAUAUCAAACUUGAAAAGGUUAGAAAACUUGAGAAUGGGUGAUAGCUUCAACCGAUGGGAGGGUGAAGGAGUCAUCAGUAGUGAAAGAAGAAAUGCAAACCUUGAAGAGCUAAAGUUCUUGCCUCAGCUAACUACUUUACAAAUACAUAUCCCAGAUGCUAACAUCCUUCCAGCAGAUUUAUUCACCACUACUAGUAGGUUAAAGAGAUUCCAAAUAUGUAUUGGUUCUGCGUGGAAAUGGGAUAAUGUUGAUGAAGCCCUCAAUACACUAAAGCUCCGACUCAGUGCUAGCAAUGAAUUGGACCAAGGUCUAAGAAUGUUGCUGGAAAGAACUGAAGACUUAUACUUGGAGGGGAUGGAGGGUGUUAAUAAUAAUAUUGUCUACCAAAUAGGUGCGAAAGGUUUUCAGAAAUUGAAGCAUCUCCAUCUCCAAACGAAUGCCGAGUUUACGUAUAUCAUAAAUGGGAAGGUUAGGUAUCCCAACUUAACAUGGUUGGCGGUGAAUGAACUCAAUGGUUUAACAUUCUUGUUAUCAUCUUCAAUGGCUAGAAGCCUUGCACAACUCAAACGUCUUCAGGUAUCAGGAUGUCAAAUAAUGGAAGAGAUAGUAUCCAUAGAAGAAUCUGAUGAAGAAAUUGUAGACAACUUCUUUUGCCAGCUACAAAUUAUGGAGCUAAAAAACCUUCCAAAUCUCACUAAAUUCUGCUCAAGAAACCAUACUGAACUUUCAAAUCCAUCCUGUGGGAUACAACACUUUCUUUUUGACAAUAAGGUAGAGUUUCCAAACUUGAAGAAGUUAUCUUUUGAUGGCCUAGCAAAGUUGACGACAAUAUGGAACAAUCAAUUUUCUCUAGAGAGUUCAAAAAAUCUAGAGAUAAUUGAAAUUGUUUCUUGUGACAGUUUGAAAAAUAUAUUUCCGGUUUCGGUGGCUAGAAAUCUCCUGCAGUUAAAAGAAUUGAUAGUGAAGAGUUGUGGAGUGGAGGAAAUUGUCGCAAAGGAAGAGUCAUUACAAACAAAGCCUAAGUUUGUGUUUCCAAAAGUAACACUAGUGAUUUUUGAUGGUUUGUACAACCUCACAAAUUUCUACCCAAGGAUGCAUGUGACCAGCUGGCCAUCACUCAAUGAUUUGAGCGUGUUGCGAUGUGCUAAAGUCAACAUGUUUGUUGAGGAAAUCUCAAGCUUUCAAGGACAUAAUGAGCUACAACGUCUUUGUGUUUCUAUGCCGCAAUCUCUGUUUUUAAUUGAGAAGACCGGCGAUCAUGUCAAUGGCCUUCGAUUUUGA